Esox lucius (northern pike) is the source of this 2340-nucleotide messenger RNA. RefSeq names its product pollen-specific leucine-rich repeat extensin-like protein 3. NCBI's taxonomy places the organism in Eukaryota, Metazoa, Chordata, Actinopteri, Esociformes, Esocidae. The record is from RefSeq and is a predicted model, not a curated record. Bases 1023 to 1811 code for a protein of 262 amino acids. The transcript has 2 exons.
UCGUCGGUGUCUUCACCUUUGUUCAGUUGUACACAAAAACAUCACUCUGCAUAUGCUUGGAUGGAGGGGAGACAAACCUUAGACAUAGACCUGGAGCAGAAAGGGUUUAUAGUGCUCUGAGAAACCAUGUUUAAGGAGAUGCUCCUCUACAGUGAAAUUACAGAAAUAUUUCUGUUAACAUCUGAGUGUUUUUGGCAAUUUCAAUUUUCACACUACUGGAUGAAAAACUUGUGUAUUUGACACAUGAUAAUUGAGAGCCUAUUUCUUCUCAAAGUUCAUCUUUAUUUAGGGAUAUGGAAAAUAUUACCUUAUUAAUGCCAAUUGGAAGAACAAAUAUUGCUGCUGUUGGUAAUAAAAAAUGUUGGCAAGCUAAAAGCUAGGCUAGGUAAACGAUACACCCAUUAAAAAAUAAUCGUCAUUACCAUCAUAAUAAAGGGGAGGCUAGAGUCAAUGAUUUGUCUUAACCUCUAUUAUUGUUCAACUUUAUUAUAAUAGUUCUUAAAGAAUUUCUGGUUGUUUGGUAAUAUCCUGUUCAUUUGAUGGUUUCUGGCUGAUGUCCAGUCAAGGCAAAGUAAAAUGAAAGCAGAGUCCAUUGAAAUUGAUUAUGUGGUGCAGUGCAUCAAGCUGCAAGCCCGUUUUGCUGCUUGUAUUUGUGUGCUGCAUGAGCAUCAGAUUAUUUUUCAAAUUGCAACUGUUAUUGCACUGAGAAGACUGGGCGUUUGCUGCAUUUUCCAAUCAGCCAGCAUGCUCACGCACCUCAGCCUCGCAGGUUUGAAAUGGAUGGCGUCAGAGUGGAAUGCAAUGGAGUUAAAAUGAGUGCCCUUUGACUAUUGCGAUUCGCCUUCUGGUGCAUUGUGGCCUGGCUUGAAGUACUCCGCUUCCUGGCGCUCCAUGCCUGGCACCGACAUGUGCUCCAUCACCAGAAGUGGAGGGAAGCCCCCCCCCAUGACUCCAGCUUACUUUUCCCAACCCAGCUCAAGUCUCUCAUUCGCCGCACCAAGGAGACGCCCAACGUGCACCCCAUGUACCGCGACGGCCAGUUGAGGCGUAAACUGGGUCCCGUCAUCUUCACCAAGACCGGUUCCCAGGACCGCCUUAUAGCAGAGCUGCAAGGGAAGCUGGGAAUCGAACGCGCGCUGGAGCACCGGCGCAAGCAGCAGGCGGACGACUGGCUCACUGAGGGGGUCGUCGUCAUGAGCAACCCGCAGCGCACGCGGGAAGAUGGGGUCUCGCCAGUGGACAAGAUCAUAAUUUCUCCUGACUCGCCUGUCCCUCAGAGAAAAAUCAUCCUGCCUCCACAACCCCCCCCAGCGCCCAAAAAGCUACCCCCUGCCAAGCAGAUGCCUCUGCCCUUGCCUCCGCCCCCACCUCCCACAGCCACUCCCAGGGAGCCCACCCUUUUUCCGCCACACGCCCCUACCCCAACGCCUGUGGGGUGUCAGACUACCCCUCACUGGACGCGUACACCCAGAGAUCCGUCCCCGCCACCCGGGACAUCCACCCCUGCCCCGGCCAGACAAAACAGUCCCCCUCCCAAACCUGUCACACCACCUCCUGCCCCCAAAGUCUUUGCAUCUGUUGGCUGCCAGACCGAGUAUGAUCCCGUCUUCCCACCAAUGGAGGCAUGGAACACUCUCAAUCCACGUCGUUCUUUUCCGUUCCUCCCUUUCUCUCUGUCGCUCCUCACUUCUUGUUGUCACCAUCAUCAUCAGCUAUAUAUGCUUAAUCUUCUGGUUUGUAUUGUAGUCAGUGGACUGUGUUUCCAAAACAACAGUUUGUGUAUCUCUUGGAGAGGGGUUGUGAUGAUGUAGGUGUUCUUUAAGGAUGUGUUCGGUUCGGUGUAGGUUGCCAUGAACCGUCGUGACGGGGCGACGUCGUGACUCUUACAGCCACCCUGUUCUGCAUCUUGUCAUGGUGCUGGAAUGGUUGGCCCGCAAAGCCACCGAAACUUAAUCUGGCACAUGGCAGCACCAUUACCUCCUACCAGAGGAUUCUCCUCAACAGGGGUCCAGUAUAAGCUUUACUUUUGACUGUGUAACUGCCCAAAACAUUUCAACUAAGACCUAGCCAAUCGGAACCCAUUGAAAUACUAUUUAGUUGACUUCAGAGUCUUCUGUAUUGUUAUAAUAAGACAGUACUGCUCUCUCUAUAUACAGUACCAAUCCCCUUUAGAUAAGCAUGUCAAGUCCAAAAACUAAUUUGAUUUAACUUGUUUAUUUUAUAGUAAAUUCAGCCUGUGUAACCUUUUCACAUGUGGACCUUUGACUAUAUUAGGGAGGACAAGAAGGGGAAUGCUUUUACUGUGGCCAGCCUAAGUCACACCUGUGCAAUAAUCAUGCU